AUUGUUUUCUAUUUCAAAACGGAACAACUCAGAGGGUAGAAAGGAAAACUCCCUAACUGCAGCUGAACACGAUUUCCGUCUUUAGUUUGUGGCCCAAACAGGAUACAGGAGCAUGACUGCUAGUUUCAAACUGAUACCACUUGGUUUCUUGGCUACGAAUGGACAACCACAUACUAGUCUGCUUCAUCCCAGACCCUCUGGAUAUCAGUUAAUGUGUUGCUUUCUGCGGCAAUUAUGUUUUUGAUCGUUGUUUUUCUACUGCAGUCGAGCUUCUCCGGCUUAUUUGGAGCUAAACACGAGACCCUGUGCACUGCAAGUGCCUGCUUCACCCUGCAUAUGGAUCAGCUGAGCUUUGAGGAGGCGCACAAGAAGUGUGUCCACAAUGGAGGUUCUUUGAUAACGGUCAGAAACAGAGAAGAUGAAGAAGUGGUGCGUUUACUUCUCUCAAAGAUUAUUGGACAUCAUCAGGACACCAUAGUUACAUUUUGGAUUGGACUCAAACUACCAGCGGGGAACUGUGUGUCGGCUCACAAGGCUCUGAGGGGCUUUAGGUGGGUGUCGGGGGCAGAGGAAUCUGAGUAUUCCAACUGGGAGAAGGAACCAGAGCUAACAUGCACAGCAGAUAGAUGUGUGAGGGUUAAUUUCAGAUUGUCAGGGCAGAAUCGACUAAAAUGGAUUACUGGAUCUUGCAAAAGUCUUAUUUUUUAUGCAUGUAAAUUUAGCUUCCGGGGAAUGUGUAAGCCUCUGGUUCUGAAGGGACCUGGAAAAAUAAACUACACGUUGCCUUUCUCAGAAGAGUCAGAAAGAAGUAAACUUAAAUCAUUCCCUAUUGGAACAUUUGCUGAUGUUUUAUGCAAUGACAAACAAGAGUCCUACUCCGUGUGCCAGGAGCUCGAUCAGUGGACCGUCCCUGGUCCGUUUUGCAGUGUAGAAAGACAAAAUUGCAGGGCGAACAACGGCGGUUGUCAGCACGGCUGCGACGAGAACGGAGGCGAGCCUCGAUGUUUCUGCCAUGAAGACUACGAGCUGGAGGAGGACGGUUUCUCCUGCAGGAUCAGAGACUUGUGCCACGCAGACACCUGCGAGCACCUGUGCGUCAUGAGCGAGUCCGGGUAUUUCUGCAAAUGCCCGCAUGGUUUCAAACUGGAGGAAAACCGGCGCAACUGCUCCGACGUCGACGAGUGUGAGUCGCAGGCGUGCGGGGAACACGUGUGCAAAAACACGCACGGCGGCUACACGUGUGUGUGUGGAGACGGCUACAAGUUGGCAGACGGGACAUGCAGUGACGUCAACGAGUGCGAGCAAUCCAGAUGCCAACACAGCUGCGUGAACAGUGACGGAUCCUUCUCCUGUCUCUGCGACGAAGGCUUCGCUUUAUCGCACGACGGCCGCUCGUGUGUGGAUAUAGAUGAGUGUGCAAGUCAUCGCUGUCCGCUCCAGUGCGUCAACACAGUCGGCGGCUUCACGUGCACAUCCACCGCUCCGUCGGACGAGCCUCCUGACCGCACAGAACCCUUCACCGAGUUCUCGCAGACAACCGGAGUCGAGAUUCAGCACCAGUCUCCGCGCACUCACGCGCCUUCUCUCGACCCCGUCAACGUUACGCACGGCAACCAGCGGAGCGGCGCGUCCGUACCUUCAACCAGCGCCGGCAACUUCAGUUCCAAAGUGAUCGUCUGCGUGCUCGGUUCCGUCGUCCCCCUCCUCGUGCUGAUCUUAGUGACUGUGGCCAUUGCAGUUUUUCGAUGCAGUCGCUCCAAAAAGGAAGCUAAGAAAAACGCGACGACGGACGGUUACUGCUGGGUGUCCUCGGGCUUGGAUCCCCGCCUGGAGAAACUGUACGAAUCCAUUGUGACUGAUGACCCAUAG
Molecule: messenger RNA, 1869 nt
Organism: Betta splendens (Siamese fighting fish)
Lineage: Eukaryota; Metazoa; Chordata; Actinopteri; Anabantiformes; Osphronemidae
Product: complement component C1q receptor
Exons: 1
Coding region: 235-1869 (544 amino acids)
Biological process (GO): positive regulation of axonogenesis
Cellular component (GO): cytoplasm
Molecular function (GO): calcium ion binding
Source: RefSeq, a predicted model, not a curated record